AUGUCUGUCUCUUCGACUUCAGAAAGUACUCAUACUCAAGAAAGUACAUCAGUGGCCCAUAAAAAGAAAGUUAAUGAAUUCCAAGAUGGUAGAAAAAGACCCGAAUAUUCAUGGAAACAGAGCUGGGCAGAUUGGUUCAAACAAAGUUGGAGUUCAGAAUACAAUGACCUCAAAGUCGAACAUAGACUAUUAUCUCAGUUAUCAUUUUACCCAAAACCAACUCUUGCUACGGAUAAGAGAAGAGGCGAAAUAAUCAACACGGAUAUUGGAAAUGGACAGUAUAUCCAUGAAUUUUAUAUUGAAAAUAACGAAUUGGCCGACACCGACACCAACACAAACAAUAGCAAUAACAAUAACAACGCUGUAUCGAUAUUGCCUAAUACAUGUAAAGAAAUAGUUCUAAUACAUGGCUAUGCUGCAUCGCUUGGCUUAUUUAUUGACAAUUUCGAUCUGCUAAGUUCAAUACCUGGUAUCAAGAUCCAUGCAAUUGACUUGUUAGGCUUUGGAAUGAGCUCAAGACCAAAAUUCCCCCAUUUACCAUCCUCUACGAAACAAGACAUUUAUAAAGUAGAGGAUUGGUUUAUUGAUCUGUUGGAAGUAUGGCGUAAGAAAAGAGGUAUUGAGAACUUUGUGUUAAUGGGCCAUUCAUUUGGUGGAUAUUUGAGCUGUGCUUAUGCUAUGAAGUACAAUAAACCCAAGAGUAAAAAUGAGACGACGACAACGACUCAAAAAUCGUCAAGCUUGAUUGAUAAAUUAGUCUUGAUAAGCCCUGUUGGUGUGGAAAGAAAUAAGUUUUCUUUACUAGACAAUCAGACAACGAUACCACAGAUUUCUAUAGAGCAAGAAAUACUAGCAGAUCAAGAAGACAUAGUACAUGGGAGUCAGCUGGAUUCUACAACAAUUGCAACCUCAACCAUUGAAGAGGAAAAGGGAGCAGAAAAAGGAGUACAGGUAGGAGCAGGAGGAAGGGGAGGAAGGACAGCAGCAGCAGCAGCAGCAGCAACAACAACAACAACAGCAGAAGCAGUAGAAGAAGAAAAGUCACAAACAAGUAGACAGAAAAGAUUGUUCAACUACUUGUGGCAACACAAUUUCUCUCCAUUCUUCCUCAUUCGGAAUGCAGGGCCAUUAAAGUCAAAGUGGAUAUCACAAUGGACAACUCAUAGAUUUGCUCAUACCUAUUAUCAAAAUCAAGAAAGCUUUCAAAAUAUGCAUGAUUAUAUAUAUAGAGUUUUCAAUGGGUACGGAUCAGGAGAAUAUGCCAUAACGAGAGUCUUGGCAGUUGGAGCAUUGGCUAAAUUGCCAUUGUUAGAUAGAUGUCCUCAGAAAUUUGUUGAUAUGAAGCUACCUACAUUGUGGUUAUACGGUGACAAGGACUGGAUGAAUGAAAAAGCAGGUGAAGAGAUUACAGACGAAAUCAAUAAGUUGUCCAUGCAACAAUAUUCAAAACGAUUAGCAGAAUUUGCAAUUGUUAAAAAUGCUGGUCACCAUUUAUACCUUGACAAUCCUCCGGAUUUCGCUAAAAUUGUAUUUAACUUUUUGGGUUUUGUUGAGAAGAAGUAG
This is a messenger RNA of Lodderomyces oxycetoniae, 1563 nucleotides long. RefSeq lists its product as uncharacterized. The record is from RefSeq and is a predicted model, not a curated record. Lineage: Eukaryota; Fungi; Ascomycota; Pichiomycetes; Serinales; Debaryomycetaceae. Gene Ontology annotation, cellular component: mitochondrion; mitochondrial inner membrane. The coding region runs from base 1 to 1563 and encodes 520 amino acids. The transcript has a single exon. Gene Ontology annotation, biological process: lipid homeostasis; cardiolipin acyl-chain remodeling; phosphatidic acid biosynthetic process. Gene Ontology annotation, molecular function: A2-type glycerophospholipase activity; lysophosphatidic acid acyltransferase activity.